Messenger RNA from Punica granatum (pomegranate), 1413 nucleotides. The record is from RefSeq and is a predicted model, not a curated record. NCBI's taxonomy places the organism in Eukaryota, Viridiplantae, Streptophyta, Magnoliopsida, Myrtales, Lythraceae.
UAAAAUACCUCCUCACUCUGAGAUCGGAAUUAUUAGUUAAUCAUGUCAUCCAUCAUUUUGUCCUAAUGGACGAUAAAUUUUCGUCAGGUGGGUAGGAUGGCCGGUCAGUUCGCGAAGCCACGGUCGGACGACUUCGAGGAGAAGGACGGAGUGAAACUGCCUGUUUAUAAGGGAGACAAUAUCAACGGAGAUGCAUUUGACCUGAAGUCAAGAACUCCAGAUCCGCACCGGCUGAUUAGGGCUUACAGCCAGUUGGCUUCGACGCUGAACCUUCUCAGGGCCUUCGCCACCGGUGGCUAUGCCGCCAUGCAGAGGGUCACCCAGUGGAACCUCGACUUUGCUCAGAACAGCGAGCAAGGAGAUAGGUACGAGGAAUUGGCUAACAGGGUGGACUAGGCCCUAGGAUUCAUGGCUGCUGCUGGGCUCACGCUUGAGCAUCCACUCAUGACCACGACAGAGUUAUGGACCUCCCACGAGUGCCUCCACUUGCCCUACGAGCAAGCACUGACCCGGCUUGACUCGACCUCUGGCCUCUACUACAGCUGCUCGGCCCACCUGCUUUGGGUUGGGGAACGGACCCGCCAGCUCGAUGGUGCCCAUGUCGAGUUCAUGAGGGGAAUUGCCAAUCCUAUAGGCAUCAAGGCGAGUCACAAGAUGGACCCGAAUGAGCUAGUGAACCUCAUAGGGAUCCUGAAUCCGCACAAUAAGCCGGGAAGGAUCACAAUCAUAGUGAGAAUGGGCGCCGAGAACUUGAGGGUGAAGCUCCCAAACUUGAUCCGGGCCGUACGUAGGGCAGGCCACAUUGUGACUUGGGUCACUGAUCCUGUCCAUGGAAACACCAUCAAGGCACCUUGUGGGCUCAAAACCCGAUCCUUCGAUGCUAUCCUGGCUGAGGUGAGAGCGUUCUUCGAUGUCCACAAGCAAGAGGGAAGUCGCCCAGGAGGAAUACAUCUUGAGAUGUCUGGCCAGAACGUAACCGACUGCAUCGGCGGAUCACAGACUGUCACAUUCAAUGACCUAAGCUCACGUUACCACACCCACUGUGACCCCAGGCUCAAUGCCUCACAAUCCCUCGAGUUGUCCUUCAUCAUCGCCGAGCGACUCAGGAAGAGGAGGCUUGCAACUCAACGUCAGUUUUCCUUAAGCUAUUAAACUGAUCAUGGCACGUCCACCUCAGCCUAGGACUCAGUAAUUCGGCAUCAGGUCUAAAUGUAAGCGAUAUUUUUUUUCGGUGGUCAUGUAAGCAAUAUUUUGUCUAGGAAAUUUGUUUCCCUCGAACCAAAUGGUGAUCUUCCCCUGUCUAAAUGGUCGAAAAUUUCCGUGUACCCUAUGGCCUCCCUUACGACCGAAAAAAGUAAUCGAAAAUUUCCUUUAUUUUAUUGAUAGAGAUGAGGUAAACCUUGUUUUGUAGGU